GCACUUUAUAACAGCAAAAGAGAAAGAAGAGUCAGCAGUCGAGAGGAAGACGAGCUGAGCUGCACACUUAGAACAGCAGACAGAGAAACACACACAGACCUUAAAUCUCACUCAGAGCUUCAUACAAGAGUCAAUCAUGGGAUCAACUCCAACCAAACCUGAAUUUGUCACAGUUCUGGCUGAGAAACAAGUUGAACAUGGACAGACGAUUAUUCUUUCCUGUCAGGCAAACACAGAAGAUGUAACAGUCUCAUGGGAAAAGCAUGACCAAAAAUUGCGUUGUGUUGAGGGCAAGCACAAAGUGAGAACAAUUGGUACAAAUUGUGUCUUGGAAAUUUCAAACGCUGUGGAGGGUGAUGAAGGAAAAUACACCGUAACCCUGAGCAACAGUUCAGGUUCCACCUCAUGCUCUGCACUUGUGAGAAUCAUUAUAAAAGAAUGGAGGAAAGUGGAAUGGAAACAAGAGAGAAUGUUAAAGACUCUCAAGACAUUUCAAAUUUGUAAUGAAGUUCAAGAGCUCCGAUUCCUCGUCUGUGGACCAGUUGGAGCAGGAAAGUCCAGCACCAUAAACACCAUCAGAUCCAUUUUUGAAGGCCGUCUGUUUAUCGACUGUCUGGCUGCUGCAGGAACAACAACGAGUCAUACUCUAUCUUAUGAAAGAAUUCAAAUGGCAAAUGAAGAAAGAUCAUUUCCUUUUGCCUUCAAUGAUAUAAUGGGUGCAGAAACAGACCUCAAUAAAGGAGUCCUCAAUGAAGAUAUCAUCAGUGCUUUAAAAGGUCACAUUAAAGAGGGUUACCCGUUCAACGAUAAAAGUCCACUGUCUGAAAGCAGCCCUUACUACAAUAAAAACCCCACCCUGAGUGAUCAGAUGCACUGCCUGGUGUUGGUCAUGCCAGCUGACACAAUUUCAAGCCAAGACGAAAAGUUUUUGCAAAAAAUGAAGAGUGUUGUAAAAGCAGCAAGCAACAUGGCAAUGCCUCAAGUGGUUUUCAUGACAAGAGUAGACCGCGCAUGUCCAUUAACCAAGGAGAACCUGCAAAACGUCUACAAAAGCAAGAAGAUCAAAGAGAAUAUGGAGAAAUGCAGUAAUGAACUGGGUGUGCCUGUGAACCGUAUCUUUCCUGUCUUGAACUAUCAUGAGCAGAUCCACAUGAAUGAAGAUAUAAACUGCCUGAUGCUCGAUGCCUUAACAAAGAUUAUCUACUUUGCUAAAGACUAUGUGCUCAAAAAGAGUUCACACCAACAAUCAAAAUAUGAAUAAAGAAAAUUCACAUUAUAAUUGACGAACAAAUUUUUAAAGAAUAUCUAAUGAGCUACUCAGAUAUUAUUCAUUCAUUCAUUCAUUUUCUACCGCUUGUCCAAUUUUUGGGUCACGGGGAGCCUGUGCCUAUCUAAGGCGACAUCGGGCAUUGAGGCAGGAUACACCCUGGAUGGAGUGCCAACCCAUCGCUGGGCACACACACACACACACUCAUUCACUCAUACACACACACACACACACACACACACACACACACUACGGACAAUUUUCCAGAGAAGCCAAUCAACCUACCAUGCAGGUCUUUGGACCGGGGGAGGAAACCGGAGUACCCGGAGGAAACCCCCGAGGCACGAGGAGAACAUGCAAACUCCACACACACAAGGCGGAGGUGGGAAUCGAACCCCCAACGCUGGAGGUGUGAAGCGAACGUUCUAACCACUAAGCCACCGUGCCCCCCUACUCAGAUAUUAUUUUAUUUUUAUUCUACCUUUAUUUAACCAGGGAAAAAUAACAUUGAGAUAGAUAUCUCAUUUACAAGUGAGCCCUGGCCAAGGUAGCAGCACACAAUAGACAACAUAAAAACAAAUUAAGUACAUAGAACAAUAAUCACAAACACACAUAUUUCCAACAACAAAACAAGACUAAAAUAAGAUUAUAUUAAUCCAAUAGAUUAUAUUAAUCCAAUAAUUAAUGCAAAUAUAUUAAUUAUUACAUUUCAUUUUGCUUUUUAAGUAUAUAAAAGAGUUUGGUAAAGGAUUUUACUUGAUUAUAGAAUUGAUUUGGAAUUGUGAAUCAGUAUCACAGCCUGAAUAAAGAGUGUAACGCUUACAUGGAGCUUUUCAGACAUAUUAUUAAUGUGUGAAUAAAACUAUGCAAUGCAUACCCAUGUAUGUUUGAUCACAUUUUUACCAAUGAAAUGUAAAUAUUACAUAAUGAAACUUUAUAAGCCAUUACAAAAUGAUUAGCUUAAACAAUACAAAGGACGCAUCAAACAUUUCCUGCUACAGGAAAUACCGGUGAUGGCCACCAGAGAAUGUCAGUAAAAUUAAAUGGUUUCUAACAAACUGCAACAAUAAACUGACAGAUUUUAAAAAGGUC
Molecule: messenger RNA, 2359 nt
Organism: Tachysurus fulvidraco (yellow catfish)
Lineage: Eukaryota; Metazoa; Chordata; Actinopteri; Siluriformes; Bagridae
Product: interferon-induced protein 44-like
Exons: 10
Coding region: 137-1261 (374 amino acids)
Source: RefSeq, a predicted model, not a curated record